This is a messenger RNA of Strongylocentrotus purpuratus (purple sea urchin), 1863 nucleotides long. RefSeq names its product guanine nucleotide exchange factor for Rab-3A. The transcript is spliced from 11 exons. The record is from RefSeq and is a predicted model, not a curated record. Lineage: Eukaryota; Metazoa; Echinodermata; Echinoidea; Camarodonta; Strongylocentrotidae. Gene Ontology annotation, biological process: exocytosis. Gene Ontology annotation, cellular component: Golgi to plasma membrane transport vesicle. Gene Ontology annotation, molecular function: guanyl-nucleotide exchange factor activity. Bases 92 to 1348 code for a protein of 418 amino acids.
UAAAGAGGCGGAUCUCUCGCACACAUCAUAACAAAACAAACUUUCUGCCUUCUACUUCUAGCUGACGUCGAAACUUUCUCUACAUGCCUCGAUGAAUAUGGACGGAGCCCCGAACCACUUUCUGGCUCCUAACCUAGCAUACCAAGGUUUAAAGGCUAGCAGCGAUCCAGGACCUCUUAAUAAAAUUGGAGAUGAUCAGGACGAUGAUCAUCAGAAACGGAGUCGGAGCCGGAAAGAGAGUGUGACCGAAAAUGAUAACGAUGGAGCAUGCAGCAAUUGCAAUGAUAAAACAGAGAGUGACCUUGAUGGUGAACUUGAUGAUCUUGCCAUCAGAGUUGAUCCUCCCGACCUCUUACCAGGUCAAAGGUUAAGACUAGACAGUCUAGUUUUAAGGAACUGCUCUGUGGCAGAGGCGCAGGCCCUGGCUUUCCAAAAGCUUCAAGAGGAACUCAUGAAGGCAAAGGAGACGUUACAGCUGAAGGACGAAGAGGUGGAGCAGUUAUCUCGUGUGAGGGAGGAGGUAGACAGGGAGAUUACGGAACUGACCGCUAGCUUGUUUGAGGAAGCUAAUUCGAUGGUUCAAGAGGCUAAUAUCAAGAGAAUUGCUGCAGAACGGAGGUUCAAGGAAGCCAACGGCAAGAUUGACGCCAUGCAGGCUGAGAUCGGCGCCCUCAAGAUGCUAGUUCUUACGUCCACGCCGAGCAUGCUGCUACCUGCCAAGGAUACCACCAAUAAGAAACCCUCCAUCUUGAGAAAGUCCAAAAGUAGUCUACGACUCAGUGUUCAGGGGCACCACAGAACACACAGCCUGCAAGAUCCAAUCACAACUGAUCUUGGGGUUUCCCCUGCCCCUAACACCAACGGGUCAGCAACACCGUCACCUAGCUCAGAAUCCAAAGAGGUUGACACCCUACUCCUGCACAACUUCCAGAGUUGGAGAGAAGCGCCCUCGCUUGCUGUCAACAAUCCAUUCACCCAGAGGAUAUUCACCGAAGACAUCCGACCCUGUCUGACCUUUACCAAUGCAGAACUCUCACUCCAGCUUCAGUCAAGCAUUGAGAGGAACCACUUAUGCAUAGAACCCAUCAGUAUUAAGACUCCAGUACCAAGACGUUGCGCCCUGAGCGAGCAGCAGAGGCCAUGUCAUUACCGCAUCAGACUAACAGAAUGUGAGAACUGGCAUUCCAUAUGCGCACCGGUCAGGAAUAGGAUAGCAGCUGUGUGUGAUUUCUACACCUAUCUACGAUAUAUCCAACAAGGCAUUGUCAAGAAUGAUGUGGAAAAGAAUUACUGGGAGAUCAUUCGCCUACGGAAGCAGAUGGCGCUGGCCAAGCUAGGUCUGGCAUGAAAGUACUCUGUGUUUCUCCUCCCGUCCUGAGAACCUUUCCUGAAAUCACCCCACCUGUCAUCGUUGUCAUCUCAGUGAUAUAAACUUAUGCUGCUUGUAGUGAGUGAGUUACACGUAUUGGACCGGGUCGACGCCCGAUAGUACUGAUACCUCUGUCACACUAACCUACUGACCACAGACCAAACAAACAAUGACAUAACCCCGAAUGGUCAAAUAGUGGUCAGUUUGGGGCCGGAGUGUCAUUGGACCGGGACCUCGCCCGAUAGUACUGAUACCUCUGUCACACCAUGGAAUGGAUCAUGGUCACACCAACACAACCGAUACCAGACUGACCAUAGACCGAACAAACAAUGACAUUAUCCCAAAUGGCCAAAGACCGGUCAGUUUGGGGCCGGAGUGGAGUUUGUUUGGCUGUGUGACUGAGGUAUGAAUUGGGUACGCAUGAUACUUAGAGCUUCGCAUCAAAGGUUAUUUUUCGGGGUCGUUCACCUACAUUGAAUUGUUAAUGGAAUUGG